CUUUUUUCACGAAUUUGAAAUAUAUGAAUGACAGAUUUGUCUGGCGGAAGAAGAUAGAGCAUGAUAUUACUCAAGGCUUGCCUCUUGACGAGUUUUCUGUAAAAGCUGAGAAGAAGAGGCAGAGGGAAAGAAUGGCCGAGGUUGAGAAAGUGAAAAAGAGAAGGGAGGAAAGAGCUCUUGAGAAAGCACGACACGAGGAAGAGAUGGCAUUGUUAGCAAGAGAACGUGCUCGGGCAGAAUUCCAAGACUGGGAGAAGAAAGAAGAAGAGUUCCAUUUUGAUCAAAGCAAAGUUAGGUCAGAGAUCCGGUUACGUGAAGGGCGUACUAAGCCGAUUGAUGUACUCAUUAAACAUCUUGAUCCUUCACAUGAAUUUGAUAUAGAAAUAAAUGAACCAUACAUGGUCUUCAAGGGUUUGAAUGUAAAUGAAAUGGAGGAGCUUCAUGAGGACAUAAAGAUGCACCUUGAUUUGGACAGUGAAACUUCGACUCGUGUACAGUACUGGGAGGUAUUAUCUCCUCUAUUUACAUGUGCAGUAUGAUAUUGUCUUGGAAGAUCUUACUUC
Messenger RNA from Olea europaea var. sylvestris, 563 nucleotides. RefSeq names its product cactin-like. Gene Ontology annotation, cellular component: spliceosomal complex; cytoplasm. Gene Ontology annotation, biological process: mRNA cis splicing, via spliceosome. The coding region runs from base 24 to 539 and encodes 171 amino acids. NCBI's taxonomy places the organism in Eukaryota, Viridiplantae, Streptophyta, Magnoliopsida, Lamiales, Oleaceae. The transcript has 5 exons. The record is from RefSeq and is a predicted model, not a curated record.